Carcharodon carcharias (great white shark) is the source of this 1423-nucleotide messenger RNA. RefSeq names its product RAD52 homolog, DNA repair protein (gene rad52). NCBI's taxonomy places the organism in Eukaryota, Metazoa, Chordata, Chondrichthyes, Lamniformes, Lamnidae. Bases 79 to 1320 code for a protein of 413 amino acids. The transcript is spliced from 11 exons. Gene Ontology annotation, biological process: mitotic recombination; DNA recombinase assembly; double-strand break repair via single-strand annealing. The record is from RefSeq and is a predicted model, not a curated record. Gene Ontology annotation, cellular component: nucleus.
CUUUGUAUUUUAACGUUCAGUUUGCCGUUUUGCUUAGUGGAAGUUGCAGCAUUUUUGUGUUUUUAUUCUUUUGGAUGCAUGAGAAUGUCUGAAGCCAGGAAUGAAGCAUGUCUCUUCUGUGUCCGUCACACUCCGACUGUUUGUUUUGGGCAGCAUCGGUACACCGCUGAGGAAUAUCAGGCAAUCCAGAAUGCUUUGCAGAGGCGACUGGGUCCGGAAUACAUCAGUCAACGUCCAGCAGGUGGGGGGCAAAAGGUCUGCUACAUUGAGGGUCACAGAAUUGUCAACCUUGCGAAUGAACUCUUUGGAUAUAAUGGAUGGUCUCAUUCUAUCACACAACAAAAUGUUGAUUUUGUGGAUCUCAUUAAUGGAAAAUUUUAUGUUGGUGUCAGUGCAUUUGUUAAGGUCCAACUCAAGGACGGGUCUUUCCAUGAAGAUGUUGGUUAUGGAGUGAGCGAGGGACUGAAAUCCAAGGCACUGUCACUGGAGAAGGCCAGAAAGGAAGCAGUCACUGAUGGACUGAAGAGAUCUCUGAAAUCCUUUGGCAACGUCUUAGGUAAUUGCAUUCUGGAUAAAGAGUAUCUGCGAUUAGUUAAUAAACUCCCCCGGCAGCAAUCAGAUUUUCAGCUGGCUGAUGCUAAAAGAAGGGACAAUGAACCCAUGGUUCAGAAAGCCAGAUACAGCAGCAUGUUACAGGCUCAGAUCCAGCCUCUGUCUUCACAUUCCCCAUAUGAUGGUGUUAAAGAAGAGAUAGCAGAAAGGAAGGAAAAUGUGAUAGAAGGAACAUAUAGUUUUUCACGAAAUACAGAUUGCAGCACUGCCCUAACUACCCUGCCACAGGAGGAGUUGGAUCCCACAUACCAACGAAAACUUAGACAGAAGCAACUCCAACAACAGUUCAGAGAACAGAUGGCAAAGAAAGUCAAGACACAACCACAGAACAAUGAUAGUUCCACUGGAAUGCAAGCAAGCAAUCACCCAGCAGGGAAGCCUAAAUCAUCACCACAGGUGAAUCACAGCACACCAGUCAGCUAUGAAGCACACUUUGCCGAAGACAAAUUCCUGGCUGAUGAUCCUGAGCUCUGGGAUAUUCCUCUGGAUGGUGGUGGUGUUGACAGCAACUCAGUUGCCCCUUACCAGGAACAAGUUCCAUCUACACCUCCCACAGGCCAGCACCAUAUGAUGACAAGGAGCAGGACUCCACAGAGGAUAAAUUACCCCAAACAACAACCACACAAUGUUUACCAACACACAGCACUGCAGUCCAGUCCUUGCCAACUGGGACAGUUUAUAAAGAAACGAAGGUUGGAAACUGCCUGAAAAGAUCAAAUGUGCCAAACAAAAUUGUCACUAAGUAUAUAUUUUUUGAACCUUUGUCUUAAAUAUGCUCCAUAUGGCUGGCGUUUUUUUUAAACAAGGAAAA